Petromyzon marinus (sea lamprey) is the source of this 5684-nucleotide messenger RNA. Its product is annotated as neprilysin. Gene Ontology annotation, molecular function: metalloendopeptidase activity. NCBI's taxonomy places the organism in Eukaryota, Metazoa, Chordata, Hyperoartia, Petromyzontiformes, Petromyzontidae. Gene Ontology annotation, biological process: protein processing; amyloid-beta clearance. The record is from RefSeq and is a predicted model, not a curated record. Gene Ontology annotation, cellular component: plasma membrane.
UGGGGUGUUUUUUUUUGGUACAGAGAUCCCGAACAACAAGACAGGCAAUGUGGUGUGCAGGCAUUUUCCUAUUGGGAGAGAAGCGUGCAAUCGUCGCUGAGUUAUUAAUUGUCUCGCACACGUGAAUAUCUUGUUUCCACUUUGACACAUUGUUCAAUGUUGAGACUGAUAUACUCUCGUAAAUCAUAAUUAAAUUCCGGGUAUUCUGUAAAAAAUAUAUAUAUAUAUUUUAUUAACCAAGCACCACAAAAAACAGGCGUGAAGUUGCAGUUGUCUUUCAUAAUUAGUUUUGUUCAUGCAAUGGACAACCUCUUUUUGUGACAUUUCACCCAAAAAGUGUGUAGAUCAUUUAUUUUAUUUUACAGAAAAUACGUUUUGGUCCUACGUAAAGCAGUGUGGGAUUAGUAGGUUUGUACCUCGCCAUCUUUAUCAUAACGUGCUAAUCAUCCUCAUAGUCCUCAUUUGAUUAUUUAGAAUUUUAUUUUAGAUAUAAAUUCAUGCAACUUUUUUUCUCCAUUUUACCCUUUUACCGAAGCAUAGAACAAUUUCCAACCCGAAAAAAAAACUACCGCUGCCCUAACCCCCAAAUCACAGGCCGCACGCGUCCGUAAUCACGACGAUGGCUGGCAUAUGCCUGGGGUGGCUGGUCUUUUACAAAUCACGAGAGGGGUGUCUGUGGUCGGAGAGUCACGCGGGAGGGUGAAGAUCCGCACAUUUUUGGUCGAGGUGGGGGUAGAAUUUAUACUUUAAAUCGCACGAUUACAGCGUACAAUAGAUAUACUCCAUUGAACGUUCAAUAUACAUUUUCUCGAUCCGGUCACGGUUUCUUAUCUAGUAUUAAAACAUAUUUCGUUCAAUGUGUAAACAAUUAAAAUUGUACACAAUAAUAGUUAACAGCUCAUUAUUAUUCCAGCUAAACGGUUAACCAUUCACACGUUGCUCUUAACUAAAUAAACAGGCAAUGCCCCACGGGAUAUCUAAUCGGUUCCACUUGCACAGAUCAAUCAUGCAUCCCUUUAGCCUGCGCUUAGGAAAUGUUAUUCAAAGUAACGAAAAAAAAGAAACGUCAAAACGUGAGCCCAAGUGACUUCGACCCUGUGUUUUAGACACACGGCUGUAGCAAAAAGAAAGUGCAAGGAGAGCACCUGGAAAACUUUGAUUAACCUUGGAAUUUGUGAGCGAGCUUCGAUUUUUUUUGUUUUGUCGUGUGUUGACGCGCGUGUGCGCACUUGCGCGCUCCAAACUCGCGUGAUUUGCUCGCAGUGCUCGGUCGCGCAAAGGUCAAGAAAAGGGGCGAAAGGGCGAUCGUGCACAGCAAGCAUGUCCAAGAAGAGGGCUGACCCCAAGGUGAUCGGCCUGUCGGUCACCGUGGGACUUCUGGCCAUCGCCCUCAUUGUGUUCAUCGUCCUCUUUGCCACCAAGGAGACGUCAACUCCCCCGGCUCCGGGCGCCUGCACGAGUCCAGACUGCACCGUAUCAGCGGCGCGAAUCCUGGAGAACAUGGACCCGAGCGCGGACCCCUGUAAGGAUUUCUACAAGUACGCUUGCGGAGGAUGGCUCAAAAAGAACAUCAUCCCAGAAACCAGCUCUCGUUACGGUGUCUUUGACAUCCUGAGGGAUGAAUUAGAAGUUGUCCUGAAAGCUGUUCUGGAGAAGUCUGAUGAUGCAGCACGUGAUGCUUACAAGAAAUCAAGGACACUCUACGCCUCUUGCAUCGAUCAAGAAAAAAUCGAAGCCCUCAAUUCCCAGCCACUGCUCCAACUUCUUGGAAAUGUGAAUGAAUGGCCGAUCGCAACCGUGAACUGGAAUACGACCCAAGGACCCACGUGGAUCUUUGAGAAAAACCUUGCAAAUCUGGCCAAGAAGUACAGGGUGCGACCGAUCGUCAACACCUAUGUCGGGAUCGAUGACAAAAACUCAACCGCCUACAUCAUCAACAUUGACCAGCCAGGCUUUGGCCUGCCCUCCAGAGACUAUUACUUCUCAGAGACAGAAAGCUACGUCAAGGCUCGGGAGGCAUACAAAGAUUUCAUCGUGGCGAUCGCCAACAUCGUGCGGAGAGACAAGGCGAUUCCUGACGACGAUGUGUUCGUGCGGGAACAAAUGGAGGGGCUCUUCAACUUUGAGAAAAAACUCGCCGAAGCAUCUACCCCAGAUGAGAACAGGACCGAUAUCACAUUGAUCUACCACAAGAUGAGUCUGUCAGAGCUCAGCACCAACUACAGCAUUGGCAAUUUUUCCUGGCUCACCUACAUGAAGGACAUCUUUAUUGAUAUCAAAGAUAUUAGUAGUGCCGAAAACAUCGUGGUCUAUGCACCAGAAUACUUGAUCAAACUGAAAACCAUCCUGGAAGAUGAAACACCGAGCACGAUUCAAAACUACAUCGUCUGGAUGCUCACCGUGGAACACGUAGAAUCUCUCAGUCAAAAGUUCAAGGAUGCCAGAGCUGAAUUUCGCAAGGCUUUGUAUGGAACAACGUCGGACAAGGCUCGCUGGAGGAGCUGCAGCAGCUACGUCAACAACAUCCUCUCCAACGCUGUGGGAGCUCUCUACGUGGAGGAAGCAUUCGCCGGAGACAGCAAAAAAGUGGUGCAAGAGCUUGUGAAGUGGAUUCGCGAAGUGUUCAUUUCAAACCUGGACAAAAUUACCUGGAUGGACGACGCGACAAAGGGAAGGGCGCGCGACAAGGCUUUUGCUAUCGUCGAACGGAUCGGAUAUCCCGAGUUCAUCGUGGAUAAAAACGACCCCAAAAUCGACGAAGAAUACGCCGACCUGGCGUACAGCACCACUGAGUACUUUGCGAACACGCUGGCAUCACUGGCGUUCGACUCGAAAAGAAGACUCGCAAGAAUCAACACCGCAGUGGACAAGAACGAAUGGAUCUCAGGAGCGGCUGUGGUCAACGCUUUCUACAGCUCGAGCUACAAUCAGAUAGUGUUCCCAGCGGGGAUCCUGCAGCCGCCCUUCUUCGGCCUGGAUCAGGCCAUGUCCUUGAACUUCGGAGGCAUCGGCAUGGUCAUCGGGCACGAGAUAAUCCACGGCUUUGACGACAGCGGUCGUAAUUUCGACAAGGACGGCAACCUGGUGGACUGGUGGUCGGCCGAAUCGGCUAAAAAUUUCAAGCAGAAGUCGCAGUGCAUCAUCGAUCAGUACGGCAACUUCCAGUGGGACCUUGCCGGAGGACAGAACCUGAGUGGCAUCAACACGCUGGGAGAGAACAUCGCUGACAACGGAGGCAUCCGUCAGGCUUACGAGGCUUACAUGGCAUGGGUCAAGGACAAUGGCGAAGAACUGCCACUGCCCGGGCUCCAUCUCAGCCACCAACAGCUCUUCUUCUUGAACUUUGCUCAGGUGUGGUGCGGCGAUUACAGACCCGAGUAUGCCAGCAACUCGAUUAAAACAGACGUGCACAGCCCUGGAAAGUUCAGGGUCAUUGGAUCCCUGCAGAACUUCGAGAAGUUUUCCGAGGCCUAUCAGUGCAAGGCCUCCGACGCCAUGAACCCCAGAAGCAAGUGCCACGUUUGGUGAAACGGAGAAACGACUUUUCCCCAAAAUAACUCGUGCGUGCCGUUGCGUACCGUCAGCCACGCGACGACGCAUCGACUCGUCGAGGAAAAUCUUUUUUUCACUUACCGCCCUUCGACAACGACGAUGCUCGCACGGAAUCGCGUUGCUGGGAAUAGUUUUUGCUUUGUCUCAACUCAAGAGGUCCCUGCCUGCAGCCACCACAAUUGGUGGUUGCUUACAUUCGCCACAAUUUAAUCGAUUAUUUAAUUGAUUCUUUAAUCGGAUUGGAUUCCCCCGAACUGUCACAGUUAAUUGAAUCGUAAGGCAAGGCGGUGGGUGGGUGGGGGUUAAUGAUCACAUGCACGCAGUGUUGAUGCACGCAGGGUGAGGGAUUGCCAGGAUGUCUUCAACAAAGGGAAGUCAAGAGCGACUUAGGAACGGCAGCAAAGGGGGUGAAAUCGUGAAUGUGUAGCGGUACGGUCGUGCGGAUGUUAACAGUGACACAGUGUAGUGGAUUGUUGCACAGCAGCAGCAUAAAUGUAAGAGGCAGGGACAAGCAAUGGAACGUCAGUCUCAUCGUAGUCACCCCCCCCCCCCCCUCCGCUGUGACAAAGGGCCAGACCCACACAUCUCUGAGGUGUUGUGAUGCUUGUCCACACCACAGCAGGCUGCUUUGGCCUCGGGGAGGCGUCGGAACCGGUCCAGAUACCAACCACUGAUGUUAGGCGUACACUGGAAUCGAACUUGGCCCGGUCGGGAGCGCAAUGAGCUAGUCGCUGUGCUACUGCUCCCCAGAGUCAGCACACCACACACGCGCGCGCGCACGUGCGUACGUUUGCACGGUCAACAAUUGCUUCUCGCAAAAUGCAAACGACACGCGUGCACCUUGCACGAAUGGUUAUUUGCAUUUUCUUUUCGGACACUCCCAACCUCGAAAGUGAGCUCUGGUCCCUGCUGCUGAAAUGUAAUACUGGGUGGCAAAGAGUAUUGCAAUUAAAUAGCAAUCGAUAGAAAAACUCAUCUUGCAAAAAAUAAUGUUGGCAAUUAUCCAAUGCUCGGUUCUACUCGAAUAGGAAAUGGGCAGAAAUUAACGAGUCAGUUUUUUUUUCUGGAUAAAUAACACGAGUUUUAAGAUAUACAUAAUGUAGAUGCGUCCAGGAAAGACGUUCACGAAGAAAUAGUUUCAACUUCAAAUGAAAGCCUGGAUUAUCAGAAUCAGUGUGAAUGUAUUCCUCAAGGACUGAUUAGAUAGUGAAUGACAUAUCAUUUAGAUUGGACGUCAUGGCCUCGUCUCCGAUACACAGCAUCACAGUGGUUGUAUACACAAACUACGGCAAAGCAUGUAUGUACAAUUAGGAAAAGGGCACAGUGAAAUCUUAAUAUAAGCAUAUAUUGUAUAAGCAGAGUUCUGGUUAGCACGGUUGGCUACGUACGGUGCAAAAUAAGUUGAACACACACAAUACAAAAGGCAACCUCUGAUAUAAGCACACGUUGGUAUAUAAGCACGGCUGGAUUUGCUCCGAUGGGGGUGUGGGUCAUAUCUAGCAGCUGCUGCUGCUGCAGGUUUAUUGUGAAGUGACGUGCGUGACAAUCGUGACAUCCUGUGUGUGUAACGGGGCUUAAAUGGACCAACAUCGAAACAAAAGCAAUGGCUGGGUGAACAACAUCAGCUUCGCAUGUAUUGGUGCUUCAUUAAAUGAGCAAACGUCAUACGUUUUCAAUCAACACAUUACUCAACUAAUACUAACAGAAUGUACAUUCUUUUGUUUUGUAUUUGUUUUAUAUUAAUAGGUGAAUAGAAUUAAGGGAAACGUCAGAUGUGUUGUGCAGGCAGCUUUUGGGAAGUUGCAUUCAAAGGCUCAAAGCGUAUUCGCGAGUCUCAGCUUAAGCCACCCCCUGCUGAUUUCUCACACCGUGGUACUCGUUUUAUCGACCACCCUGGGAUGAUAAUGAGCCGAGUCCAACCCUUUAACCGGGAUUUGAACUCUAACCACAGUACCGUCGGAUCAACUGGAAUCCCAUUGCCUCAACUUUCAUCUCAAAACGUUUCCAUUUGAUUUUAACAGUCCACACAGCUGUACAAAGACAAAUAUCCCCUGUAUAGCCUGAACAGACUGUUGGGGCAAGUGCUGUUAGCGAGCACCUAUGAAGGCCGGCACGGUACAUAAGGGGGUGGG